AUGAAGAGCACCAUUCUCCUCUCUGCCUUUUCUCUGGCCUCUUUAGGUUCUGCAGCUGCACAUGGAGAGCAUGGUUUCGGACUUCAGCGUCACCAGGCUCUCCAUAGCAGCAGUAGUAGCAAGGCUAGCACUGCCACUGUGAAGGCUUCAUCAAGCAGUAUGAAGACUUCGACAAGAAGUACGGCAUCCUCAAUCAAGUCUUCUUCGAAAGCCUCCACCAGCUCGGUAAACUCCAGUUCGAAGUCUUCUAUGAAAGUCUCGUCGUCAAUCAAAGCCGCCAGCAGUUCGAGCAAGCCAGUCUCUAAGAGUUCUUCUUCGAUCAAGAGCUCGACACAGACAGUAUCCACCAAGGCCGCGACUUCGACUGCAUCGACAAUGAGUCUCGCUUUCAAGGCAGGACUUUCCGGAUAUCCGGGUAUUGAGACACUCGAUCUGUUCAACCAGCAAUGGGUGCCAUACAUCUCCUGGUACAGCAAUUACGAGCCUGUGGCCCCCAACAUCAACGCUUCAACUCACACCGUGGUCGGAGCUCCCAUGCUUUGGGGCAAGGGUGAUCAGUGCCUCACUAACAACCCUGACGGACCGGUCGACAAGUGGCGCCUUGGAAACUUUACUGAGUAUGUCACAAGCGGCGAGACACAUCCUGAUGUGUUCUUCGGUUUCUACGAGCCUGACUGCGACUGUCCUUCUUCGAGUCACAUCACCGAUGUCAACGUCGGCGUACAGAAGUGGAACGAGCUGAUCAAGCCUCUUCGGAGCCGUGGUAUCGCUCUCGGCUCACCACCCAUGUGCACGCAGUUGGAUCAAUCUUGGUUGACCAACUUCGCCGCUCAAGGCGUCACUUGGGAUAUCACUAGCAUCCACGUCAACAAGCCCACUGUUGCUGAAGGCAUCAAGGUAGUCGAGUAUUACGUUCAGAAGUUUGGCAAGCCCGUCUGGGUCAGCGAAUUCACCUGCGUGAACGACCAGAACUGGAGCUCUUGUGGUGACCAAGCCACUGUCAAUGCUUUCAUUGACGGUAUGGUCAAAUACUUCGAGGGUAACGACAUGGUCCUUGCUUACGGAGCCAACAAUGGAGAAGGCGUUCCUGGCGUUUGGAACCUAAUGACCAGCUCAUGGCCACCACAGCUCACCGCAACUGGUCAACACUAUCAGUCUGUCCUUAAGAGUCUCGCAUCGUCGCAAAAGUGCUAG
This is a messenger RNA of Aureobasidium subglaciale EXF-2481, 1194 nucleotides long. RefSeq names its product glycoside hydrolase family 128 protein. The record is from RefSeq and is a predicted model, not a curated record. Lineage: Eukaryota; Fungi; Ascomycota; Dothideomycetes; Dothideales; Saccotheciaceae. The transcript has a single exon. The coding region runs from base 1 to 1194 and encodes 397 amino acids. Gene Ontology annotation, cellular component: fungal-type cell wall. Gene Ontology annotation, biological process: fungal-type cell wall polysaccharide metabolic process.